CUCUCCCUUCAUUCCAAGAAGUUACUUAAUUAGUUCAUUCAUCAUCAUCAUCAUCAUCAUCUUCUUCUUCUUCAUACAAACAUCAAUGGCUAGACCACAACAAAGAUUUCGAGGAGUUCGACAACGGCAUUGGGGCUCUUGGGUCUCAGAAAUCCGCCAUCCUCUCUUGAAGACAAGGAUAUGGUUAGGAACUUUUGAGACUGCGGAGGACGCGGCGAGAGCCUACGAUGAAGCCGCGAGACUUAUGUGUGGCCCUAAAGCAAGAACCAACUUCACUUACAACCCUAAUUCUCCUUCUUCAUCACCUACCAAAUUCUUAUCUGCAACUCUCACUGCUAAGCUUCAUAGAUGUCACUUGCAGUCUCUUCAAAUAGCUCAAACAAGUUCAAAGGAAUUGCCGGGCAAGAGUGCAGUGCCUCCGGUGAGAAAUAUCGGCGAAAAGAGUGUAUCGGUGAUCGAUAACACGGUGAGGAAGGAGAUUGAAGAUGAUAAGGAGAUUGAGUUCAUGAGUUGUUUGGAAGAUCAUCACAUUGAUCAAAUGAUUGAAGAGUUGUUGGACUCUGGUUUUUCUAUGGAGUUUUGCUCUAAUACUUCUCCGUGACCAAAUUAAGUUUUCAUUGAUGAUGAUCAUGGAGGUUAAUUUCUUCUUUUUUACAUUUAUUUUUUUCUUUUUUCUUUUUGGUUGAGUAGUUAGGAUAAGAGUUGAUGUAUAGUAAAUUAGUGAUUAUCUAUAGUUGUGAAAUUGUGUGACUUUUGUUCUAGUUUAAAUUUUAAAUAAAUCUUUACUGAAGGAUUUGAUGC
This is a messenger RNA of Dioscorea cayenensis subsp. rotundata (Guinea yam), 801 nucleotides long. RefSeq names its product ethylene-responsive transcription factor ERF003. The transcript is spliced from 2 exons. The coding region runs from base 86 to 601 and encodes 171 amino acids. Gene Ontology annotation, biological process: regulation of DNA-templated transcription. NCBI's taxonomy places the organism in Eukaryota, Viridiplantae, Streptophyta, Magnoliopsida, Dioscoreales, Dioscoreaceae. The record is from RefSeq and is a predicted model, not a curated record. Gene Ontology annotation, molecular function: DNA-binding transcription factor activity; DNA binding.